Hordeum vulgare subsp. vulgare (domesticated barley) is the source of this 654-nucleotide messenger RNA. RefSeq lists its product as uncharacterized. The transcript has 2 exons. Lineage: Eukaryota; Viridiplantae; Streptophyta; Magnoliopsida; Poales; Poaceae. Bases 119 to 415 code for a protein of 98 amino acids. The record is from RefSeq and is a predicted model, not a curated record.
AUCGCCCCCUCUGCUAGUUGGCAGCCAGCUACCUCCCUCCUUCGUCCUCGCAAGCAUCGCACCAGAUCGCCCGCACCGGCCGGUAGGAGCAAGGAAGGGAGAUCCACCUAACCUAUCAAUGGCGGCCGCUGCUUCCUCCAGCGCCUGGAAGGCCAGGUGGCUCCGCCCGGAGGCGUACCCGAUCUUCGCGGCGACGGGCGUGGCCGUGGGGAUCUGCGUGAUGCAGCUGGUGCGAAACAUCACCACCAACCCCGAGGUCAGGGUGACCAAGGAGAACCGGGCGGCCGGGGUGCUGGACAACCACGACGAGGGACGCCGCUACGCGCGCCAUCCCUUCAGGAGGUUCAUCGACGGCAAGUCCGCCGAGAUCAUGCCCGGCAUCAACAACUUCUUCACCGCCCCACCAAAGAACUAGACGAAGACCACGUCGUCGCCGCACAGCUCUUGGACUCCAAGAGAGGAAGGAAUCAUUCCUCCGCCGAGAUUUUUGUUUUCCCCUUCUCAAGAAUACGGAAAUGAAUACUGUUGGUUUUUCCUCGAAUUCAAGUAUGUUAUUGGCCAUGACUAAUUGUAUGGCUGUACACCAUUGAUUGUUGUGAUCAUACACACAAACCUCGAUCUGAAUAAUCCCUCUAUAUAUGUCUUGAAGAAUAA